GCAGCCUUAGUCUUAAUUAUUCGUUCAUGGGGGAAAGUUUAACCUAAAUCAGAAUGAGAACGCUAAUACUCGGUACAUUUCUAUUCUUAGUAAUCCUUGGUGAGUCUAUUAUCGACGCAUCUCGAAUACUGGCAGUGUUUCCGAGUACCAGCAAAACAAACUAUAUCUUCGGACAGGUGCUGUUCGAGCAGCUCGCUUCAAGAGGCCAUGAGAUAACAGUGAUAAGCCCAUUCGAGAUUGAGUAUGACAGCGAAAACAUCAAGCAAAUCAAGCUGACCGGAAUGUUUGCUCAUCUAGAAGAUUACGGCAUGAACACAAACAUCUUCACCAAGUGGGACAAAUCGAGCUUCUAUGGGAACAGUAACCUGAUCUACGGUACGGCAGCAAUGGCCGACUACACCUUGGGACAUCCCAAGGUACAGGAGCUGCUAAAAUCCGAUGCAACGUUUGACUUGUUGAUACUGGAUCAGGUGCUUUCCGACAGUUUGUUGGGCCUAGCGAAUCACUACGGAGUACCGGCAAUCGUCUACAGCUCAACGGCUACAAAUAAGUUCACAAAUGAGAUGGUUGCUAAUCCACAUAAUCCUGCAUACAACCCGAUCAGCUCUCUAGGUUACUCGGACCGGAUGUCGUUCGACCAAAGGCUGUGGAACACCUUUAUUUCAAUCUCGGAACAGUUCAACUUCAAGUACCUGUACCUUCCGUCACAGGAAGCAGUCUACCAGCGGCACUUUUCCAAGAAGAACCUACCGCCGCUGUUGGACGUCAUCCAUAAUGUCAGUCUGGUUUUGAUCAACUCGCACCCAUUGAUCAACUACCCUCGACCAGUCGUUCCCAGCAUGAUCGAAAUCGGUGGGCUUCAUCUGAGGAAAUUUGAAUUUAGUGGACUAUCACAGGACGUCAUCAACUGGGUCGAAGCGGCCAAGAACGGUGUAAUCUACUUCAGCAUGGGAGGUAAUACCAAGUCAAUCGAUCUCCCGGAAAACGUUCGGAAAGCUUUCACGGGAGCGUUUACUCAGCUAUCCGGAACACUAAUUAUCUGGAAGUGGGAAAACGCUACGCUGGAGAAUCAGAGUUCCAAUGUGAUCAUCGGGCCCUGGAUGCCACAGCAGCAAUUGCUAGCGCAUCCAAAUGUUAGAUUGCACAUCACCCACGGGGGGUUGUUGGGCAUGAUGGAAUCGGUGCAAUACGGGAAACCUAUUCUGGGGUUACCGCUGGCUGGAGAACAGGAAAUUCUGGUCGAUAGAGCAGUGGCAGCAGGGUAUGGAUUGAAGUUGAAUUACCAGAAUAUUACCCAGGAGAUUGUGCUGGAGUCAAUCAAACGAAUAAUGGAAGAUUCGUCGUUCCGAGAGAACGCCCUCAAAGCGUCUAAACAGUUCCGAGAACAACCGAUGAAACCGAUGGACAAAGCGAUCUACUACAUUGAGUAUGUUCUGAAGAACGAUGGAGGUGUACCGAAGCUUCGUUCCGGGGCUCUAAAUUUGACCUUCUGGGAGCGGCACCUGGUGGAUGUGGCAUUGUGCAUCGUAGGAAUCUGUCUGCUACCGGUUGCGAUGAUAGCCAUUUUGAUUCAAAUUGUUCUGAGAAAAAGUUACCAGAGAAGGUUGGCUGCUGCUGGUGAUGAGAAGCAAAGGAAGAAAGGUGCAAUAAAGAAGAAGACCAACUGAAGACUGACGAAAUUUGAUUAGUU
Messenger RNA from Ochlerotatus camptorhynchus, 1690 nucleotides. Its product is annotated as UDP-glycosyltransferase UGT5-like. The transcript is spliced from 6 exons. Gene Ontology annotation, molecular function: UDP-glycosyltransferase activity. Lineage: Eukaryota; Metazoa; Arthropoda; Insecta; Diptera; Culicidae. The record is from RefSeq and is a predicted model, not a curated record. Bases 54 to 1667 code for a protein of 537 amino acids.